Molecule: messenger RNA, 3025 nt
Organism: Marchantia polymorpha subsp. ruderalis
Lineage: Eukaryota; Viridiplantae; Streptophyta; Marchantiopsida; Marchantiales; Marchantiaceae
Source: the annotation of a GenBank genome assembly
UAAAAUGACGUUGAGAAGUCGGCCAUGUAUCAAACUGAAUCUGUUCUCGUUGUGUUGUGUCGUGUUGAUGAUGGAUCAAAGUUCGAGCCCGAUUUCGCACCACAGUCUAACGUUGAAGCCUUGGGUGUCGUUUUCUGUCUGUUAUUACAGUUGAUGCUUCUUUAAGUUUUAAAUUUGGCAGUCCACCUUUGAGAAAACUCGACCAGGCUUUGUAUCCUGGACUAAUGCCAGCUCUCUGACUGGGGCAUCAAAGCAUCUGAAGAACUCAGUCCAACGACCAAACUGGAGGAGUACGAUAACACAGAAGAAAUAGAAUCCAUCUCCCACCUGCCAGUGGGCUCGAUCUAGGGCAAGAGCAGGAACGUCAUGAUUACUAGCAAUCGACCGGGCUGUAAAUGAAUUCUCCAUAUUUCGACUGAUAUAUUGGAGAGUUUUUGUUCUCCUGCCGUACUUGGAGUACAUCUGAAAUAAUCUCCCAAUGGUUGAAGAUGGCGAGCUCAAAACAUCACGAACGACUGCUUGCUCUCCAUCAUAUGCAUAACAGUCAUGAGGCAGGGGAGGGGUUCAGGGUUUAGCUGCUGCAGCACCACAUCUAGCUGGAGGGCCCAAGCUGAGAGGCAGCGAGCAUGACUGGUGGCAAACACGGAAGUUGCAGCACGCCGAGGAGAGUCUCUCUCUCAUGACCGUGCUGAUUAUCCAAUUUUGCGAUCAGGUGCUGUUUUCCAGAUGUUGGCAGAUCCUUCAUGAUGAUGACUCGGAAGAAAACCCUCGAGCUUUUGCGGAAAUCUCGAGCUUUGUGGUAUAGUUCUUCCGCGACAACAUUCAAUCCUCCCCCUCUACUGCCCCAACGACGAGUCGUCGUCACAGGUUUGGGCCUGGUGACUCCACUCGCAACUGGGGUUCAUGCUAGUUGGGACCGGUUGUUGAAUCUGCAGUCGGGAAUACGGUCCCUCCAGCCGAGAGAUCUAAAGCUUAGUGGAGUCGAGGAUGAUGCUAUCCUUCGCAUCCUUGCACAGUUGCCAUCGCGGGUAGUUGCCACAGUGGCAUACGGCACAGCUGAAGAUCAAUUCAAUGCUGAUAGAUGGUUAGGCCAGGAGACGAGUCGUAUAUCACCAUUCAUCUCUUAUGCUCUUUGCGCCGCGGAGGAAGCUCUAUCAGACGCAGGGUGGAAACCCGAAGAUCCAGAAGAUCGUGAGAGAACUGGUGUUGCCAUCGGAGGUGGCAUUGGGUGUAUCAGUGAGAUGCUGGGAGCGGCCCGGCUUGUGAAAGAAGAGAAACUCAGAAAACUCAGCCCCUUCUUCAUCCCUCGUAUUCUCAUUAACAUGGCAGCAGGACAUGUCAGCAUAUCUCAUGGUUUUAAGGGUCCUAACCAUGCAGCAGUUACAGCUUGCGCGAGUGGGGCUCAUUCGAUAGGAGAUGCCUUUCGGAUGAUACGCUUUGGUGAUGCCGAUGUGAUGGUUGCUGGUGGUUCAGAGUCCAGCAUCGAUGCUUUAUCCAUGGCUGGUUUCUGCAGGGCAAGGGCUCUAAGUUCAAAAUUCAACGAUGAUCCACAAAGAUCUUCGAGACCGUUCGAUCGAGAUCGUGAUGGAUUCGUAAUGGGUGAAGGAGCUGGAAUUUUAGUACUAGAGGAGCUCGAUCAUGCCCAACAGAGAGGAGCGAAAAUCUAUGCCGAGGUGCGGGGUUAUGGCAUGUCGGGGGAUGCUUAUCACAUAACGCAGCCGUCCGGUGAUGGUAGAGGGGCGAUUUUAGCGAUGACCAGAGCUCUUCAACAGUCAGGGUUGCAGCCUUAUGAAAUAGACUACAUCAAUGCUCAUGCCACAUCAACGCCCUUGGGGGAUGCGAUAGAAGCGAAAGCUAUGAAGGCUGUGUUUAAGGAGCAUGCAUCCACCGGAGAGUUAGUGUUUUCUUCAACAAAAGGUGCUACAGGCCAUUUACUGGGAGCAGCAGGAGCAGUGGAGGCAAUAUUUUCAAUCUUAGCACUUCAUCAUGGGGUUGCACCUCCAACACUCAAUUUGAGCGAACCGGAUCCUAUAUUCAGUGACAAUUUCACCCCCCUUACGAGUCCCAAAGAGCUGGGGUUGAGAGCUGUACUUACGAACUCGUUUGGAUUCGGGGGUACCAAUGCAUCUCUAGUAUUUUCUCACAUCUGAUACAUGUGUAGACGGGUUCGAAGUCGAACUUUGCCAUGAACGGGUGGGGAUGGUCAAUCAGCUGCAUAUUUGAAGAAGUCCCUGAAUACCCUGACUAAUCAAGGCAGUACUUGCUUUUGAAUCCAAGAGAAGCUCAAUGCAAUGAAUCAGGUUAAUCUGCAAAAGGGGGGUUUUUGCUAUAAAAUGAGUUAGGCAAUCAACCUCCGCAAACCGCACAGGUUACAGCCUACUCCUUGUGUACACAUGGAAGUUGGUGGGACACAUCAAGGGCCUCUUGCGAUACAGAAAAGAGAUGUGAUUCAGUGGAAAUUCGAAUUCCUAAUAUGUUGACUCGUGAGGUCAGGGAUUGCACAACUUGUUCCCGGACUUCAUACACGAUGAUACAGGGAGCCGGAGGACUGUGGACUAGAUCUCAGCACCUGGGAGAUACCUAGAUCUGGAAUAGCUUUCUCACUACAUCUAAAGACUAGAGAUUUGCUAGGAAGUUCCCACCGAAGUAGUGUAGCCUGUCACGAAUGCUCUCAAGGUCACUGGGGAUUACCGGUCGAAGGAAGCCUCAUUACGGAUUAUCGAUACCGUGAUAGCAUAUUCUUUUCUUGUGCUAGCAAUCUUGCAGAAAGGAAAGAAAGAAAUAGGCGGUCGUAUUUUAAAAGCCUAGAUGUAGGAAAUAUAUGAGAAAACGGGGAGGAAGUUCAGUGUAAUUGGUCAAAGUACGGUCAAGAGACGAUGAAGAAGUUUUUGUGAAGAUCAUGACUGAUAGAUAUGGUGACGAAAGGGAAGAGUUACUUUCUACAAUGCUAAUUUCUCGUCCGUUCCUUGUUUGAGUUCUAGUCCUGGAAUAGAACGAAAACAAUCUAUGUCCUUCACGAAAAUGC